This is a messenger RNA of Polychytrium aggregatum, 1035 nucleotides long. Its product is annotated as phosphoesterase family-domain-containing protein. Lineage: Eukaryota; Fungi; Chytridiomycota; Chytridiomycetes; Polychytriales. The coding region runs from base 1 to 825 and encodes 274 amino acids. The transcript has 7 exons. Gene Ontology annotation, biological process: phospholipid catabolic process. The record is from RefSeq and is a predicted model, not a curated record. Gene Ontology annotation, molecular function: hydrolase activity, acting on ester bonds.
AUGAUUGCCAAGAUCGCCCUCUCUGUCCUCGCCCUUGCCGCCUCGGCCCAGGCUGCCUAUCCCCAGCGAUGGGUUACUGUCCUGCUCGAGAACACCAACUACGCCUCUGCCAUGGCUGAUCCCUAUCUCGGCACCAACCUCACCGCUCGUGGCCAGCUGCUGACCAACUACCAGGCUAUUACUCACCCCUCGCAGCCCAACUACGUUGCUCUGAUCGGCGGCUCCACCCUCGGUGUCACCUCCGACAGCACCGUCAACCUCGCCUACACCAGCCUCGUCGAUCUUCUCGAGGCCAAGUUCAUCUCCUGGAAGACCUACCAGGAUGCCAUGCCCUCUGCUUGCUACACCGGCUCCACCUCCGGCACCUACGCCCGCAAGCACAACCCCUUUAUCAGCUUCAACGAUGUCCGCACCAACUCGACCCGCUGCGCCAAGAUCGUUCCGGCCACCCAGAUGGCUGUUGACGAGGCCAACAACGCCGUUCCUAAGUACGUCUUCUACACCCCCGACCUCAACAACGACGGCCACGACACCGGUGUUACCUAUGCUAGCAACUGGCUCAAGGGCUGGCUCGAGCCCAAGCUCGCCAACCCCAUCUACGCCAACACUCUCUUUGCCAUCACCUUUGAUGAGAACGCUGGCAUCACUCCCAACCAGGUCUACACCCUGCUCAUUGGUGGCCCUGCCAAUGCCAAGAAGGGCACCACCGACGGCACCGCCUACAACCACUACUCUCUCCUCAAGAGUGUCGAGGAUACCUGGUCCCUUGGCAACCUCGGCCGCGGCGAUGCCACUGCCACCCGCUUCUCGCUCAUGACCGUCUAAGGCGGCUGCUUGGUCUCACAUCACCACCAACACCUGCGAUCGGACCCAUCCCCAACAUUGAACCACACAUAUGUACCCGCCCCGGUCCUCUGCAGCCGACACCCAUCGAUUCCCUGUUUCCUGCUCCCCUCCGUUUCGAUAAACUUUCAACUUUCUUGUGUCAAUUUGCGAAUGAGCUGUGUAAAAUGAAACAAUAUAGACUUUUUUUCA